Phytophthora infestans T30-4 is the source of this 546-nucleotide messenger RNA. RefSeq lists its product as uncharacterized. Lineage: Eukaryota; Oomycota; Peronosporomycetes; Peronosporales; Peronosporaceae. Bases 1 to 546 code for a protein of 181 amino acids. The transcript is spliced from 7 exons. The record is from RefSeq and is a predicted model, not a curated record.
AUGAUGGAGCGAGACAGCGAGAGACAUCAGGCCGAGUUGAAAGAAGAGCGAGCAGCGAACAAGACACUGACAUUGGCUAAUCAGCGCAAAGCUCAAGCCGUGCAGCGGGUAUCGAGUGAGCUAGAGAGCGCCCGGAAUCAAAUAUCGACGCUGCAAGGGCAGGUUCAGUUGGAGGCGAUCUCGAGGCAAUCGGUCACACAAGAGCGCGAUCGCCUUCAGCAACAGUAUCGAACGGACCAAGAAAACUGGAAAUCCGCACAGGAGCACCGCGACUUGCUGAAGAUGAGAAAAGCAGACGACUUUCGGAAGUUGGAUCUCGAGCUUCGACACUCGACUCAGGCUCUGUCACGAAUGCGCAUUGAAUGGGAGAGCGAGAAGACCCAACGCGAGAAAUCUGACGCCAGAUUACUCAAUCUUUCAGUCUUCCUAGAUAAAGAGGCGCGGACAAGCAAGGAUCACGCUCUUCAAAUUGCUCAUAGAGAUUUCCAGGCAUUGCAAAAUAGCUGCCGAGAGCAAGAGAACGCGAAACUGGACGCUCAGAGAUGA